This is a messenger RNA of Xyrauchen texanus (razorback sucker), 3294 nucleotides long. It is a transcript of the gene cdc42ep1b, whose product is annotated as CDC42 effector protein (Rho GTPase binding) 1b. The transcript is spliced from 3 exons. The record is from RefSeq and is a predicted model, not a curated record. The coding region runs from base 1696 to 2772 and encodes 358 amino acids. NCBI's taxonomy places the organism in Eukaryota, Metazoa, Chordata, Actinopteri, Cypriniformes, Catostomidae.
GGCAGCCCAAUGUUGGCAGUAAAAGCGUCUGGCUCGACAUUCAGGGUGUGUCUGUGGUCAAGCGGACUUUGAGAAAGAAACAGCAGCUGGAGGACGGAAAAAAGGAACAGUUGGGAAGUCUCAUAAGAUCACAGGCAUCUGAGCGGAGACAUCGAUUUCAAAUGAAACAGAGAGACUGUGAGAAAGAAGAUUAAACCUUGAAACAAUAGUAUGUGUGUGUGUGUGUGUGUGUGUGUGUGAGAGAGAGAGAGAGAGAGCGAGAGAGAGAGAAUGUGGGACUUUAAUUUUGUCCUCGCUGUGGGAGACUUCAAUCCAUCGUCCAAAUCCUCAAAACUAUUUUCUAUCAAAGUUCCUCCUCAGGCAGAGAAUGUUUGACUUGGAAAUGAAAGCAGUAACAGAGCGGAAGAGAGGAUAAAAAAAGAAAAAGAAGGAAAGGGAGCAUGUGUGCAUUUGAUGCCAAUUCCUCCAAGCUUGUGCAGCAAAGACUUUCACAAGUGCACAUUUUAAUGAUUCGUGCCCGUCCAAACGCCCACCUCAUCGUGCGCGUGCCCGUCCUCACGGAUGAGAAGUUUAUUCAUCAAAAGCAAUCAUCUGAAACUCUGAUUUUAUCCUGUGUCUUUGAGGACAUUUGUUGUGGCAUGAAAAGAAACGGCUGACUGUCAGACGACUAAAUGGAUUGAGACUCUCCAGUGGAAUAAAGAGAAAGAGAAGUGAGAGGGACAGAGAGAGAGAAAGAGAAUAAUCCAUCUAAUCCGAUCAAACCUUCUGCCGACACAGACAAAACUCAGCAGGAUUACACGAGCGCUAGCUGCUGAUGAGCUUUAGCGGGUUUGUUUUGGGGGCAAUAGACACUGACUGUCAGCGGUGGGCUGUGAAAACACUAAAACGACACAUCAGAGGUCAGACAAGUGGACGUCAGGUGGAGUGUAGGACACACUGUUGGACAGAUCUCACGGAAAAGGACCGUUUGGACUCGUAUCGGGACUGUGCAUAUGAACUUCACAAUCCUGGAGCAACAACGCUCAACUUUUGGCGUGGAAGACGUUUAAGUUGUUUUAGACGUAUGCGUAAGACAUCUUGGUGAUGUAAACUGAUGUUUGAAACAAGCCAAAUGAAAUGGCUAAAUUCUGCCAUGUGUAAAUCUAAUGAACUUAUCUCUAAACUCGGGCUUUGGAGGAAUUUGGCGAUUGUUUUUUAAAGGCUGGUGAGGCGUUAGAAAGGUGUUGAAGAUAUUUCGUGGAUCACAGCUGAGCAAGAAACCCGUUUGUGUUGGAGUUAUGUGCUCAUUAAAAGGUGUUUAAACUCCUUGGAAAUCCUAUUAGACUUCUUCAACGGGUUAUUUAUUAACUCUUGGUUGGGUUGGGCAGCACACGCAGAGCCGCUCAGAGCCACUCGCUCAUAAACGGAUAGAACAAACACCAGAAGACACGCUUGUAUCUCUGCAUAAACAGCCAUUUAAAAAAUCAUUCAUGUAUUUGAAUCUAGUAUUAGUGGAUCUGAUGUAAUCGGUAUUCAGCUGGUUGACCGAUGGCGCUUGAAAAUGUAUUAUAAUUAGAUAUGUUGUUGAGCACAUCACAAUAGCCAAUCUUCAGUCCAAUUAAGAUAUUUCUGGACGGUUUUUCCACUAGUGAUUUUUCCCCCGAGUUUCUUUCUCUCUUGAUCUAUUUUACGGAUUACUUUGAAUAUUCCUUUGCCAUGAGUUUGGGAAAGUUUCCUGCGAUUAAAGGGCUGGUCGCCACGUCUAACAAUAAACGGCGCUUUAAAAGCGAGCUAUCCGUGGACAUGAUCAGCCCGCCACUGGAGGACUUCCGACACACUAUGCACGUUGGCCGCGGUGGCGACGUCUUCGGUGACACGUCGUUUCUGAGCAACUACGGCGGUUCAACCAAUGCUGAAGGACCAGGAAACCCAGAUUCACCGUCUGGUUCAAAAACAUCAAGAUUUCUCUCGCGCACGCUACGACACGUACGGAAAACCCCGCAGGCCCGGCUGAGAGGAGGGUCACGUGACUUCUCUUCCCCUCCCCCGCCAAUAUCACCCAUCAUUAAAAACGCCAUCUCUCUGCCUCAGCUGAACCUGGACACUUCCAACGGCAGCCAGAAGAGGGCGCUGAUGCCCAUCUCCAUCAGUUCAGCCGAUCAGCCGCUCUGCUCGUACAGCCUUCAUUCUGGUUUUGUUACACUGCCUCGCUUUUCCCGGCUUGAUCAAAAUUUUGAAGAAACAUCUGGAACGCUCUGCGCAGACUACAGACUUCUCGAGAACGGUGACCUGACGCGUUCUGACUCGCUCACCUCCUUCACAGUGGACCUCGGUCCCUCCCUCAUGAGUGAAGUUCUGCAGUUGAUUGACAGCUCCAGCAGCCUCUUUAGUAUUAGUAAGAACAUGGAGAGAGAGGAAGAGGAGGAAGAGUCAAGCUCUAUGUUUGAGAUGGAGAGCCCAUCCAUCUCUUCUGUAGACAGUGUGAGGAUGUGUGUGAGCAACAGGGGGCUCUCCGACACCCUACAUGAGACUCAGCAGGAACAUGAUGAUGAUGAAGUUUGUAAACAGACAAUGACAGAUACAUCACUCAGGUGUCCAAUCAGAGCAGAGGUGAGUAUGGAGCCCAGGAGGUUCCAGCAGGCUGCUAACGUGCUAGUGCGUCACUUUGGAGGUGGCAGCAGUCUCUUAAAGGAACAGCAUCUACCUGAAGAAGAUAAUAACAGGCCUUCAUCAUUCAGCCACAGGAGGGCGCCACACACCUUCCCUGAGACAGAAGAAGAAAUCAAAGUGUAAAGGACACAAUAUGAGAACAGUCAACUAACAGACAGAAGUGUAAGAUACAAGGACCUGAAAGAGGCAUGCUCAUGAUAGAGACCACAAGUCUUUAAAGAGUUACUUUUAUAACCAGUUUAUAAUCAUGAAUAUCAUUUUAACCCCAUUAUUGCAAACUGUGCAGUUCUUUUAACAUUUUUAGUAUAUUGUUCUUCUAAAGAAUUGAAUAUAGCAAUGUUAGUGACCAGUGGGCACAUAUAUAUGCAUAUAUUGAGAUAAUAUUGCCCACUGGACACUUUCAAACUGAAGCUUACUUAUAGUUGCAUCUGCAUAUUAUAAAGUGUUUUAACACUGAAAACUGGCUAAAGUUUGCUAAAACAGUGAAAACAAUAUAAUCAUUUCUAAUAUUUUUGUCAUUACAAUGUAAUUUGAUAAAAGAAUGAUUAAAUCAUUUAUAAACCGUAACUUGUCCAGUUUUAUGAUUGCUGUUAUGUGCACAUAUGUGUAGGCUUAAUUUAUUUCAAUGACAGAUGUUCAUUAAUG